This is a messenger RNA of Dentiscutata erythropus, 260 nucleotides long. Lineage: Eukaryota; Fungi; Glomeromycota; Glomeromycetes; Diversisporales; Gigasporaceae. The record is from the annotation of a GenBank genome assembly.
GUGUUGAAAAAAAUAUAAAUAAAGCUAUUUAUUGGUUUACAUUGGCUAAAGUUAAUGAACAUAAACAUACACAUUUUCAGUUGACUGAUUCGGCUAAGGUUAAAUUACAAAACCAAAAUAUCGAAUUAUUCAAUGCUUAUUUUCCAUGGAAUGAAGAAGUGAUUUUACCUAUAAAUAUAGAUUUCCAAAAUUUUCUUCCAUUUCUUGAUGUUGAAUACGGUGCUAAUGAAAACAAUGAACAUCCAUUACUUAAUAAUUAA